Molecule: messenger RNA, 2098 nt
Organism: Daphnia carinata
Lineage: Eukaryota; Metazoa; Arthropoda; Branchiopoda; Diplostraca; Daphniidae
Exons: 9
Coding region: 31-2076 (681 amino acids)
Source: RefSeq, a predicted model, not a curated record
CCUGAGUUAAAUUCUUUAAAGGUAUUGAAGAUGUCGAGUAUUUAUUUAAUUGUUUGCGUCGCAAUGAUGUUACAAGCCAGCCGAGCUUACUACCACCACUACGAGCAUUUUCCAUCGUCUCAUCCGUACGGAAUCGUUGCUCAUCCUUGGAAUUAUGUCUACAGCCAAAGUCCCCGUGUUCCAGGCCACCAGUUUGAAGGACGUGUCAUCAACAGACAACAGCCUAGCUCCUAUCCAUUGUGGAAACACUUAGCUGAUAAUGAAGUGGGCGAAGGUGAAGUGGAAAGUCGGUUGUUCAACAGGCUAACUGCCAACCUUAUGAACGCUGGCUUUUUCGGCAACAGGUUCGGCAACAACGUUGGCAACGGCAAACCUGUUCAGAAUUCCAGGCCCUUUUCGCUGGUUAACAAAUGGAUUCCGCUGACUGUGAAUCCCGAUUUUCCCAGUGUCAUCUCGAAAUUCGAAAGCUGCACGACAUUCAGCGAAGAGGAAGGCAUUUGCGUGCCAGGUGCUGCCUGUUCGCUGUUUGGUGGCCGGCCAUCCGGCUCCUGUGGCCUGAAAAGCGUCUGUUGCAUCAAUGCCGUCUCAAAAUGCGGGACUACGAUCACGCUCAACAACACCUAUUGGCAGCCACCAGUUACUUUGGGCUCAUCGUGUUCGCUGACCAUCAAGUUGGAUGCAAGUUUGGUGGAACAACCUAAAGAAAUCGCUCAAAUUCGUUUGGAUUUCGCUACGUUCAGCAUCAGUCAACCGAACGCCGAAGGUAAUUGCGCCAUGGAUGUGUUCAAAGUCAUCGGAGCUGACAACGAAGUACCUGCCAUCUGCGGAGACAAUGCUGGCCAACAUAUGUACUUGAACGUACCUUCCCGUGGUCCUCUGAGGUCCGGCAAAGCGACGAAUGCACAACCAUCGAGAGAGAUCACGCUCUCUUUUGAAUUUGGUGCUUCGUCCACAGCUGCACGAAUGUGGAAUAUUCAAAUUUCCAUGUUACCUAAAGGCGCCAGUUAUCUCGCUCCUGCGGAUUGCCUUCAGUAUUUCGCUGCUGCUAGGGGACGUAUCAGUUCGUUCAAUUGGCAAGACGUUGAGACCACUACGACUCGUCAGCUGAACAACCAAAACUACAACAUUUGCUUCAGGACAGAGGAGAUUGAAAGAAAGAGAGCCAGCGAGAUGUGUUUGUCUGUUUGCCCGGUGAAGAACGGAGGUGACGCUUUCUCCAUUACAACUCCAACUGCUGCCACUGAUCCAACAGCUAUAACAGUCAACGCCCAGGCCGCUGCGGACGCUGCGGCUCUCGUUGCUGCUGAAGAAGAAGCCGCAGCAGCCCAGGAGGCCUUAGAUACCGCUCAAAAUGAUGUCACAGCUGCUGAAGAGGGUCUUGCGGCCGCACAGGCCACUUUGGCCGAACAAGAAGCUAAUCUCGCUGCAGCAGAUGCAACAUUGGCUGAAGCUCAAGCUGUUCUGGCCGAUGCACAAGCAGCUGUUGACGCCGCAGGAGGGAACCCAACAGAUGCUCAAACACAGGCCGUUACGGACGCACAGGCCGCAGUUGAUCAAGCCCAGGCCGCAAGGGAUGAAGCGGCAGCUGCCGUGAAUCCUGCUGAGGUAGAUGCGGCCCAAGAAGCUUUGACAGCAGCUCAAACGACUUUAGCAGAUGCUGAAACGGCCCUUACAGCCGCACAGGAGAAUUUGGCUGUCGCUCAAACGGCCGCUACCGACUCCGCCAACGCAGCCGCUGUGGCCGGUGAUCUCGCCUCAGGUAAUGGAGCUGUUGGCACCGUCUUUACCGUUGAUGGUGGUGCCACGACGGCUACAUGCCUGUAUGAUUAUCUUUUAAUUUCCGGCGGAAGAGACGCUACUAAUGUCGAAGCCGAUCGUUAUUGCGGAAAUCAAUUGAAUCCAGCCGGCCCUGCAGGCCUAGCUGUUAGUGUUCCAGUGUGUACUCCAGUCAAAUCGUUCAGGAUGACAUACAGAACCGAUGGCACGGAGGGCGAAGUAGUUGAAGGACCCAACGUUAUUCCGGCGCCAGCUGAUGACUUAAACACUGGAUUCUGCCUCAUCUAUCAAGAGAAAUAAGAUCACUGAUGAGCCCUUCACU